AUGAAACGACUGACUUCCUGGGCCGCAGGAACCCCACUGACCACGCUGACCCCAGGCCACAGUGGCCCCCGAACCACGCCCGCCGUGACCCCGGCCCGCGCCCCGGCCGCCCCGCGCCCUACACGCCGUGUCCGUUGGGCCUCCGCCCUGCGCCUCCGACGCAGCUCGCACCGGGCGCCCGGCUCGCCGGCCCGAGGCCUCCCCGUCGCGACGCCCGCCUCGGCCCGGCGUGCCCCGUCCGACACCCGGGCCCUCGUCCAGGCGCGGCGCCCGGAGGCCGCGCUCCGCUCGGUCACGGCCCCCCGGGCCCCCGGGGAGCGGGGCGCAGGCUUUGGCGGCCUUGGAGCCGGCCGCGCCCGCGUCAGCCUCCGGGCCCGCGCGGCCCCGGGCGGCGGCAUCUUCCUGAGCGGCCGCCGCGGCCUCUGCCUGCCGGCCGGGCGGCCCCCGAGCCUCGCGCCGCGCUGCCUCCGCGCGCACGUCCAGGUGCGCGCCCGCCGCGCCGCCGCUAACGCCGCGCCCGCGCCGGUGGACCUGCAGCUGUCCGCGCCCGGCGGGCGGCUCUCCCUGCGCUGGCUGUCCCGCCUGCCGCGCUCGCUCGGGCCUCUGGAGUGGACCUUCCGCCUCGGGCUGCUCGGGCCCGCGGCCGCCCAGAGCCGCGCGUUGCCCCGACGGGCUCUGCCCCGCGGCCGGCGCUCCUACCCGGGAUUCGUGGCCCGAACCGAGUGUCCCACGGACGGGCCCACCCCGGUCUUCUUAGAAGCUGUCGGCCCUAACAGCUCAGAAGCCACUGAGUCCUCCGUGUCCUGUCAGGUAUCCCGACCGAUGACCUGUAAAUUGGACCCCGUGCGGAUAAAUAGGAACGAUGAUAAACCCGUGCGACUGACCAGGGACAUGGGAGACACCUUCAAUGCAACAGUCAUCCUCUUCUGUCCAGUCCAACAGUACUAUCUGCGGAUUUGGUAUAUCUAUCCUGUGCCUUAUGUAGGGGCCGUGCCUGACUGGACUAAACCUAUGCAAAACCCACCCGUCAAGGCAGAUAGAACUUCAACAGUGUUGACUAUAUUCCCAUAUUCUUUCACUUGGGGGGUGUAUCUGUUUAAUUUCUCGGUAGUUGUCAGAACGUGGGAUCCCCGGGUUCCAGGGCAGGAGGACUCAGACAGCAUCUAUGUCGUCAUUUUUAGACGUCCCCUGAAUGCUGUUAUUUCAGGGCCUUCCAACAUCACAAGUAACUUCACAGAUGGGGUGACUCUCAAUGGAAAUACGUCUUCUGAUCCAGAGGAAACAGACCCUCUAGAGAAAGAGAGGCUUAAGUUUCUCUGGUACUGUACCACGAACCCAAGAGACUAUGAUGGACAAAAAAUAACAGUGAUAAGCAAGGAAGUGUGUCUCCCGGAGCAGGUUGACCUCAAGUGGACAUGGGCCUCUGGUCCUAUCCUCACCCUUUCUCCAGAAACACUUCAAGGUGGCCGUGUAUAUUUUUUCAGACUGGUGAUCCAGAAGACAGGCAGGUCAGCAUUUGCUGAUGCAACGCUGCGCGUGCUUCAAGGAAACCCAGUUGCAAGCAUCUCAUGCAUUGAAAAUUGUGACCAGGUUCUGGUUUUAUCAGAGAGAUUCUCGUUGUCUCUGGAUUGCACAGGUUGUACAGCAGGCCGAGAUGUCUAUCGGUGGUCCAUUCUGACGUCUUCAGGUCAGGAGGUGCCAUUUGACUGGACGGGGCAAACUUCAACAGGACGGCAUGGUGCUUAUGUGUCUAUAAAAGCUUUUGCUUUCUGGAGUUUCAAGGAAGAUAAGUUUUGGAUUUCUCUAAAUGCAGCAACUUGGAGUGGAGUCACGUUGGUCUUAAGGUAUCCUUUCAUUAUUCACCAUGUCCCUAUAACCAUAGACUGCACAAUUGUUCCAGAAAAAGGAAUUUCCUUCAUUACUCAGUUUGUUGUCAUUUGUACUCAUUUCAAGCAUAAGAACAUUGUUCUUACAUAUAAAAUAAUAGUUCCUGAGGUGCAUGGUUUUGGUGAAAUCAGUUCUGUGAAAGAGAAUAACUUUGGAUCCAUCCUGUAUUUGGGGAAGAAUUCCACAUCGCCCCCUUCCUUUCUCCCUGUUGGUGUGUUGGACAGUCAUUAUGCCUUGAAAAUAAUUGCCCAGGCAUAUAAUACCUCUCUGGGAGCUUUUUCCCAGGUGAACUUGUAUGCCACUGUGCGGCCUCCCACUGACGUAAAGUCAUCAACGACUGUGCUGGAGGAGUUAUCCAACUUCACCACGGGACCAAAUUCCUCCCUGUCCACUUUGCUUCAACAGCAGGAUUUUCUAAAUGCAAGUUAUUUAAUAUACGUAGUAGCUUCUGUCAUGAAUAGCAUGAAAACUGAUGCAAGUCUGCAAGCUGACAAAGUUAAACUCCGAGAACACCUUUUCAAUCAGACACUCAUUCUUCCUAUAAACACUUUGGCGAAUAUUAGCCAAGUGGUUAUGGCUGUUACUAAAUUAACAGAAAAAACCUCUGAGAUCAGUGCAUUCUCUCAGAAACUGGCCACAGUGAGGACUUGGCAAGCAAGCCAAGCCCUCCAAGAUAGUCAUCAGAGAGAUAAGAGCAUUUCUUCUGAGCAAAUAGAAAGUGUGUGCACUGGAAUAUUAACAACCUUGUCUAACAUCCUGAAGCUGCUGGUCCAUUAUGAAGUGUUCGAGGAGCCUUUCCACGUGGUUGAAUCUCUAGCAGACACAGUACUGGCUGUGAAGGUGCCAGAGAACAAGACCACUGCCUUGAGGACCUCCAACUUUAAAAUGCACGUCAAGAAAACUGAAAAGUGGAAUGUUACCAAGUUCUUCAGCACCCAGAAGCACUGUCAGAAUUGUUUUUAUCCCACCCUAAAUGUGAACAGCGUUGCUAGUCUGCCUGCCAACGCUCCCAUCUCCACGAUGUUCUGUGAAUUUGCGGAUGACCCUUUCCCUUGGCUAAAUCAUGGGGAAAACAUUUUGACCCAGGUGGUUGGAUUCCGAAUGACAGGAGUCGAGGUCACGGGUGACGUGAUUGAGAUGCCACCUGAUGCAGUGGAAGUGUACCUCAUCAGGAAAAACCUGAGCUUUGGAACUUUCAAUCUCACGGUGGGACCCAGCUCAGAGCCUUACGCAGUGGAUGAGUCAUCGGCAAAGACGACAGGGGCGUUCAGCUUUGUUGUGGACAGUGCAGCAGGGAGGGACGUGUUGAUCCACAUCCUGACAGACGUGUCCGUCUUGUUCACGGUGUCUGUGUACGCGGGCCGUGAGAUCACACCCAACUCUUUUAUGACCAGCUACCUGGUGCCCCAUAAAAUCCCUCCAAUUGCCAACGAGAGUGACCUGUUUGACCCGGAGUGUCCGGUGAAGGAGACACGGGUGGUCUGCCUCCCCGCGGCCCUGGUGCAGGUCAUAGCUCAGCGAACCGAUUCCUCUGAGUGCACCGUCGCUGUGGUUCUACAGGCACCUCGUUUCGUCCUAAACCCCAAUAACAAGUUGGUGAGAAUUUCUGUUUUCAGCACUGAAUGUUUGGACAUGUUUGGGAUCCAGAGCGACUGGAGAGAAGACACCUGCGUUGUGGGAGAGAAGACCACCUGGCAAAGAGUGCACUGUAUGUGCAAGAACCCACGGCGGGCCAAACGGCAGCUGGAUAUAAUCAAACAGGCCAACCUUCGCCUGCGUACCCACUAUUUGACGGCCAAGGUGAUCGUGGUCCCUAACCCUGUGGAUUUACGAGUGGAGGCCGUCAAGAACGUCACCCAAAACCCUGUGACUCUCUUCACGGUACUUCUCAUUAUGUUGUUGUACUUGAUCCUUGCGUUCUGGGCCUUGCACAGAGAUGAAACGGACCAGUAUCUUAGGGAGCAUGUGAUAGUUCUCCUUGAUAACGAUCCUUAUGAUAAUGUGUGUUACCUAGUCACUGUUUUUACAGGAAGCCGUUGUGGUUCUGGCACCAGGGCCAAUGUCUUUAUCCAACUGCAUGGAACCGAAGGUAGCAGCGAUGUGCACUGUUUAAGCCAUCCACAAUUUACAACUCUCUACCGAGGAAGCAUCUGCACUUUCCUCCUAGCGACGCAAAAGGACUUGGGCGACAUCCAUUCCCUCCGCGUGUGGCACAACAAUGAGGGCAGGUCCCCUGAAUGGUAUUUAAGUAGAAUCAAAGUGGAGAAUCUGUUCACCAGACACAUCUGGCUCUUCAUGUGCCGAGAAUGGCUUUCUAUUGACACAUCUCUGGAUCGAACCUUUCAAGUUACCCCCCCAGAUAAGCCUCUCAAGAAAAUGGACUUUUUCCUCAUAGAUUUUAGUUACAAGCUGGGGAGAAGCCACUUGUGGUUCUCCGUUUUUUCUGGUGUCAUUUCUACACCGUUCAACAGGCUCCAGAGGCUGUCCUGUUGCUUAGCCAUGUUGCUGUCCACGCUUCUCUGUAAUAUUAUGUUCUUUAGUCUAGAGAAGGAGAUCGAAGCAGAGCCACAAGAGCAAAAGUACAUCAGGCCGAUGGUGAUCGGAUUGGAAAGUGCCUUUAUUACCCUCCCUGUGCAACUAGUGAUCAAAUCUUUGUUCAUCUAUUCCCAGAGGAGACCUCGGGUGACUCUAAGUGAGGUCACUCCUCGGAAACAUCCUUUGCAACCGCCAGCAAGUGAGCACUGGGAAGAACGAUUGGGAAACUGGCAUGCCUAUGAAACUGCCAAGGCAAGCUCCCAGGAGCCUAUGUCUAAGAGACAUCGUGCAAAGCCCAAGGCUUCUGUCAACGUCACCUCUAAAAGACAGCCCCCGGCCAAGCAAGCAGAAAGCCAGGGGUUUCCCAUCAAAAGCAAGGUCUCCCGAACCCAAAGCAAGGUCUCCAGAGCCCAAAGCAAGGUCUCCAGAGCCCAAAGCAAGGUCUCCAGAGCCCAAAGCAAGGUCACUCAAGCACAAAGCAAAUUCUCCCACAUCCAAGGAAGAAAUAUAAACACCAACAGCCGAAAUAUUGAAGACAAUACUAAUGUUUCUGAUGAGCAUCCUCCCCAGCCAGGUUCGAGAGCCCUUAAAGAGAAGACCAGAAUAGUCCUGCCCCCAUGGUGUGUUUGUGUCGCCUGGCUCUUGGUUUUCCUUACCUGUGCAGUAUCGUCCUUCUUCAUCAUAUUUUAUGGGUUGACUUACGGCCUGGAAAAGUCAACAGCAUGGCUGUUUGCAUCGUUCUGUGCGUUCACGCAGUCAGUCUUCCUAGUGCAGCCAUCAAAAAUCAUACUCGUGUCCGGCUACAGAACACGGAGGGCCAAGUACUGCAAAAACGUUUCGUGGAUCGGCAAUAGCCGCUUCACUGAGAUCAAGCUGCACAACAUUCGGAAGGACCCAGAAGAAAUGGACAGACGCCACCGGUAUGUCAUGGAGCUCCGAAACUCGAGAAUGUACCAGCCUCUCACUCAAGACGAAAUCACAAUAUUCAAAAGAAAGAAGAGGAUCAAGAGAAGAGCUUUCCUGUUCCUGAGUUACAUCCUCACUCACUUCAUCUUUCUGGCUCUCUUGCUGAGCCUAGUCGCCGUCCUGCGCCCCACUGACAGCUUUUACUAUAAUCAGUUUAUUCGCGACCAGUUCUCUGUGGAUCUGGCAGGCGUGGCCAGGCUGGAAGACAUCUAUCAGUGGCUGAACAGGGUGCUGUUGCCUCUGCUCCACAAUGACCCGAAUCCCACAUUUUUCCCUGAUAGCUCCUCUAAAAUCCUUGGCCUGCCACUGAUGAGGCAGGUGAGGGCACAACCUGGAGAGAUAACGUGUAUGCCGGCCAAGAAAUUUGUGGAGGGCAGCCUCAAAGGAGAGAUUCGCUGUCACCCCGAAUAUGGCAUUGACCCAGAAGACACAAAAAACUACUCUGGGUCAUGGAAUAGAGUUAGUAAGCGGGACACUGACCAGACGGCCGGAGGGUUUACUUACAGGCUUCCAGAGAAGAGGUGGGCGUACUCUUCCUAUGGGCUGCUGCACACCUAUGGCUCAGGAGGAUACGCCUUCUAUUUUUUUCCAGCAGAGCAGCAGUUUAAUUCCACACUGAGGCUCAGCGAGCUCCAGAAAGGCCACUGGCUGGAUGAGAAGACCUGGUCUGUGAUAGUGGAACUGACCACCUUCAAUCCAGACAUCAGUCUCCUCUGCAGCGUCUCGGUCCUCUUCGAGGUCUCUCAGUUAGGUGUUGUGAACACGAGCCUGCAUGCACACUCCUUCUCGCUCGCUCAUUUCAACAGAAAAUACUCAGCCGACUCAGCAGAAAACUACCUGUACUUGGCCAUCUUCAUUUUCUUCCUUGCCUACACUGUUGACGAGGUUUAUGUAAUCACACAAGAAAGGACUGCCUACGUGCAAAGUGUAUAUAAUUUGCUCAACUUUGCUCUAAAAUGCAUCUUUACCUUGUGGAUCGUGCUCUUUGUCAGGAAGCACUUCUUGGCCAUCGGUGUAGUUCGGGCUUACCUGUCAAAUCCUGAGGAUUUCAUUCCCUUUCACGCAGUGGCUCAAGUGGAUUACACCAUGAGGGUGAUUCUGGGUUUCCUGGUGUUUCUGACGAUCCUGAAGACGCUCCGGUAUUCCAGGGUCUUUUACGAUGUGCGUCUGGCUCAGAGGGCCAUCCAGAUUGCCCUUCCUGGCAUCUGCCACAUGGCAUUGGUGGUGUCCGUGUAUUUCUUUGUCUUCAUGGCAUUCGGGUACUUGGUGUUCGGGCAGCAUGAGUGGAACUACAGUGACAUGAUCCACGCCACCCAGACCAUAUUUUCCUACUGUGUCUCAGCUUUUGAGAACACGGAAUUUUUCAAUAACCGGGUUCUCGGGGUCCUCUUUCUCUCAUCUUUCUUGCUGGUGAUGAUCUGUAUAUUGAUCAACUUAUUUCAGGCAGUGAUUCUGUCUGCCUACGAGGAAAUGAAGCAGCCCGUGUAUGAGGAGCCCUCAGAAGAGGCGGAAGCCAUGACUUAUCUGUGUCACCGGGUAAGAUCUGCUUUUUGCUGCCUGUGCUUCAAACCCAGGGCGGAAGACGAGCCCAGGUUCUUCAUCAACAUGGUGUACGGGCAGCCGGAGAAGAAGAGCCGCCGCUACCUGGGGCUGAAGACCAGAAACAUCAAUGGGAAGAAAAUGGUUUACCUCGUCGUGUGAUCCGUGGCAAUGUUGAGGCCCACAGGCAGGUUUCUCCAAAGGCUCAGUUUCUGGGGUCGAGGAGCGUUUCGCGGCUCAGUGUGUUUCCCACCCGUAUUGUUCACAGUGCACCCCGCGUCUGGACGCGUCUGCAGUGGGGGCCUCCACGCGUGGGACUUGAAAGGAGGGUCAAGGUCAUUGUGGCCUCUGCGGAGAGAGGAGGGCAACCAACUUUCUUCGAAGUUGCUGUCUUUGGCACCGACUGCAGUUUAGAGGGUUAGAGACCUAGAUUUGGGGGAGGGAGCUGAAAGGACCCCCAGCCUCAUCUCAGCUUGUCAGAAGCAGCAGGUGAAUGCUCCUGCUGUCCCGGUCCCUCUCCCCCCGAGGCUGGGAGGCCAGGGCUGGUUGAGGGCAGAUCCCAGGUCCCUCGGCCGUGCUGGCCCUUCCCUUUGCUGAUGGGGCUGCAGAGCCUCCCCGCCUCCUUACUUCCACCACACGCACUCCAGCUGGGCAGGGCUGGAGGGGCCUCGUGAGGGGUCCCAGGAGUGGCCCUUGUGCCUGGAAAUGGAGGGAUGUGGACCAGGGCGCAGCAAUCUGAAGCUUCCCAUCUGCUCUUAAGGCCACUGCAAGUUAUGGAUGUAACGUAUUUCUGGCCACGAGACAUGACUUUUGUUAAACAAGAAGGGUGUGUGUGUGUGUGUGUGUGUGUGUGUGUGUGUGUGUGUGCAUGCUGUCAAGUUCACACUGAAAGGUAGUAAGUGUUCUAUGCAGUGAGUGUAACCAUAUAUAUAUCUCUCUCUCCAGGAUUUGGGCUUUGUUCAUUGAUGGCCUGGAGGGUUGUUUAGAACACAUUGUUUAAGAAAAUUGGUUAACAGCUCCUGUAUUUUCAACCCAAAGCACUUUCCUUUAUGUUAAUGUCAU
Molecule: messenger RNA, 7989 nt
Organism: Capra hircus (goat)
Lineage: Eukaryota; Metazoa; Chordata; Mammalia; Artiodactyla; Bovidae
Product: polycystic kidney disease and receptor for egg jelly-related protein-like
Exons: 2
Coding region: 1-7089 (2362 amino acids)
Biological process (GO): detection of mechanical stimulus
Cellular component (GO): membrane
Molecular function (GO): calcium channel activity; protein binding; calcium ion binding
Source: RefSeq, a predicted model, not a curated record